Molecule: messenger RNA, 19802 nt
Organism: Aplysia californica (California sea hare)
Lineage: Eukaryota; Metazoa; Mollusca; Gastropoda; Aplysiida; Aplysiidae
Exons: 68
Coding region: 26-17488 (5820 amino acids)
Source: RefSeq, a predicted model, not a curated record
UUAGCUUGAUCAAAAUAGGGAGAAAAUGGUAUAUAAAAUAGAUGCUGACGUCUGCAGUAUAUUAUUUUUACCUCUUCACUCAGACGAUGAUGAGGAAGAGGGCGAUGAUGGCGAGAAAGGCAACUGCAGAACUUUAAAACUUGAAAGCAAAAACAAAGAAAAAGACGAGAAAUCUCUUUCCAAGGCCAAGAAAAUCAAGUCAAUGAAGAUAACGAAAGAGCUGUCAAAUCGCAAGUGCAAAAAGAAUAAAUCCUUUGGCUAUAAAGGAAGGAAGGCCUGGGUGAAGAACAACUGCCGUGCAGUUUUCAAAGUUUGCUACAAGCCAAAAGGCGGCAAAGGCGACGAAGACGAUGAUGAGGAAGAAGGCGAUGAAGGCGAUAAAGGCAACUGCAGAACUUUAAAACUUGAAAGCAAAAACAAAGAGAAAGACCAGAAAUCUCUCUCCAAGGCCAAGAAAAUCAAGUCAAUGAAGAUAACUAAAGAACUGUCUGAGGGCAAGUGCAAGAAGAAUAAAUCCUUUGGCUAUAAAGGAAAGAAGGCCUGGGUGAAGAACAACUGCCGUGCAGUUUUCAAAGUUUGCUACAAGCCAAAAGGCGGCAAAGGCGACGAAGACGAUGAUGAGGAAGAAGGCGAUGAAGGCGAUAAAGGCAACUGCAGAACUUUAAAACUUGAAAGCAAAAACAAAGAGAAAGACCAGAAAUCUCUCUCCAAGGCCAAGAAAAUCAAGUCAAUGAAGAUAACUAAAGAACUGUCUGAGGGCAAGUGCAAGAAGAAUAAAUCCUUUGGCUAUAAAGGAAAGAAGGCCUGGGUGAAGAACGACUGCCGUGCAGUAUUCAAAGUUUGCUACAAGCCAAAAGGCGAAGAAGACGAUGAUGAGGAAGAGGGCGAUGAUGGCGAGAAAGGCAACUGCAGAACUUUAAAACUUGAAAGCAAAAACAAAGAAAAAGACGAGAAAUCUCUUUCCAAGGCCAAGAAAAUCAAGUCAAUGAAGAUAACGAAAGAGCUGUCAAAUCGCAAGUGCAAAAAGAAUAAAUCCUUUGGCUAUAAAGGAAGGAAGGCCUGGGUGAAGAACAACUGCCGUGCAGUUUUCAAAGUUUGCUACAAGCCAAAAGGCGGCAAAGGCGACGAAGACGAUGAUGAGGAAGAAGGCGAUGAAGGCGAUAAAGGCAACUGCAGAACUUUAAAACUUGAAAGCAAAAACAAAGAGAAAGACCAGAAAUCUCUCUCCAAGGCCAAGAAAAUCAAGUCAAUGAAGAUAACUAAAGAACUGUCUGAGGGCAAGUGCAAGAAGAAUAAAUCCUUUGGCUAUAAAGGAAAGAAGGCCUGGGUGAAGAACGACUGCCGUGCAGUAUUCAAAGUUUGCUACAAGCCAAAAGGCGAAGAAGACGAUGAUGAGGAAGAGGGCGAUGAUGGCGAGAAAGGCAACUGCAGAACUUUAAAACUUGAAAGCAAAAACAAAGAAAAAGACGAGAAAUCUCUUUCCAAGGCCAAGAAAAUCAAGUCAAUGAAGAUAACGAAAGAACUAUCAGGGGGCAAGUGCAAGAAGAAUAAAUCCUUUGGCUAUAAAGGAAAGAAGGCCUGGGUGAAGAACGACUGCCGUGCAGUAUUCAAAGUUUGCUACAAGCCAAAAGGCGAUGAAGAAGAUGAUGAGGAAGAAGAAGAAAGCGGUAAAGGCAACUGCAGAAAGUUAAAACUAGAAAGCAAACAGAAAAAGAAAGACGAGAAAUCUCUUUCCAAGGCCAAGAAAAUCAAGUCAAUGAAGAUAACGAAAGAGCUGUCAAAUCGCAAGUGCAAAAAGAAUAAAUCCUUUGGCUAUAAAGGAAGGAAGGCCUGGGUGAAGAACAACUGCCGUGCAGUUUUCAAAGUUUGCUACAAGCCGAAAGGCGGCAAAGGCGACAAAGAAGAUGAUGAGGAAGAAGAAGAAAGCGGUAAAGGCAACUGCAGAAAGUUAAAACUAGAAAGCAAACAGAAAAAGAAAGACGAGAAAUCUCUUUCCAAGGCCAAGAAAAUCAAGUCAAUGAAGAUAACGAAAGAGCUGUCAAAUCGCAAGUGCAAAAAGAAUAAAUCCUUUGGCUAUAAAGGAAGGAAGGCCUGGGUGAAGAACAACUGCCGUGCAGUUUUCAAAGUUUGCUACAAGCCGAAAGGCGGCAAAGGCGACAAAGAAGAUGAUGAGGAAGAAGAAGAAAGCGGUAAAGGCAACUGCAGAAAGUUAAAACUAGAAAGCAAACAGAAAAAGAAAGACGAGAAAUCUCUUUCCAAGGCCAAGAAAAUCAAGUCAAUGAAGAUAACGAAAGAGCUGUCAAACGGCAAGUGCAAAAAGAAUAAAUCCUUUGGCUAUAAAGGAAGGAAGGCCUGGGUGAAGAACAACUGCCGUGCAGUUUUCAAAGUUUGCUACAAGCCAAAAGGCGGCAAAGGCGACGAAGACGAUGAUGAGGAAGAAGGCGAUGAAGGCGAUAAAGGCAACUGCAGAACUUUAAAACUUGAAAGCAAAAACAAAGAGAAAGACCAGAAAUCUCUCUCCAAGGCCAAGAAAAUCAAGUCAAUGAAGAUAACUAAAGAACUGUCUGAGGGCAAGUGCAAGAAGAAUAAAUCCUUUGGCUAUAAAGGAAAGAAGGCCUGGGUGAAGAACGACUGCCGUGCAGUAUUCAAAGUUUGCUACAAGCCAAAAGGCGAUGAAGAAGAUGAUGAGGAAGAAGAAGAAAGCGGUAAAGGCAACUGCAGAAAGUUAAAACUAGAAAGCAAACAGAAAAAGAAAGACGAGAAAUCUCUUUCCAAGGCCAAGAAAAUCAAGUCAAUGAAGAUAACGAAAGAGCUGUCAAACGGCAAGUGCAAAAAGAAUAAAUCCUUUGGCUAUAAAGGAAGGAAGGCCUGGGUGAAGAACAACUGCCGUGCAGUUUUCAAAGUUUGCUACAAGCCAAAAGGCGGCAAAGGCGACGAAGACGAUGAUGAGGAAGAAGGCGAUGAAGGCGAUAAAGGCAACUGCAGAACUUUAAAACUUGAAAGCAAAAACAAAGAGAAAGACCAGAAAUCUCUCUCCAAGGCCAAGAAAAUCAAGUCAAUGAAGAUAACUAAAGAACUGUCUGAGGGCAAGUGCAAGAAGAAUAAAUCCUUUGGCUAUAAAGGAAAGAAGGCCUGGGUGAAGAACGACUGCCGUGCAGUAUUCAAAGUUUGCUACAAGCCAAAAGGCGAAGAAGACGAUGAUGAGGAAGAGGGCGAUGAUGGCGAGAAAGGCAACUGCAGAACUUUAAAACUUGAAAGCAAAAACAAAGAAAAAGACGAGAAAUCUCUUUCCAAGGCCAAGAAAAUCAAGUCAAUGAAGAUAACGAAAGAGCUGUCAAAUCGCAAGUGCAAAAAGAAUAAAUCCUUUGGCUAUAAAGGAAGGAAGGCCUGGGUGAAGAACAACUGCCGUGCAGUUUUCAAAGUUUGCUACAAGCCAAAAGGCGGCAAAGGCGACGAAGACGAUGAUGAGGAAGAAGGCGAUGAAGGCGAUAAAGGCAACUGCAGAACUUUAAAACUUGAAAGCAAAAACAAAGAGAAAGACCAGAAAUCUCUCUCCAAGGCCAAGAAAAUCAAGUCAAUGAAGAUAACUAAAGAACUGUCUGAGGGCAAGUGCAAGAAGAAUAAAUCCUUUGGCUAUAAAGGAAAGAAGGCCUGGGUGAAGAACGACUGCCGUGCAGUAUUCAAAGUUUGCUACAAGCCAAAAGGCGAAGAAGACGAUGAUGAGGAAGAGGGCGAUGAUGGCGAGAAAGGCAACUGCAGAACUUUAAAACUUGAAAGCAAAAACAAAGAAAAAGACGAGAAAUCUCUUUCCAAGGCCAAGAAAAUCAAGUCAAUGAAGAUAACGAAAGAGCUGUCAAAUCGCAAGUGCAAAAAGAAUAAAUCCUUUGGCUAUAAAGGAAGGAAGGCCUGGGUGAAGAACAACUGCCGUGCAGUUUUCAAAGUUUGCUACAAGCCAAAAGGCGGCAAAGGCGACGAAGACGAUGAUGAGGAAGAAGAAGGCGAUAAAGGCAACUGCAGAAAGUUAAAACUAGAAAGCAAACAGAAAAAGAAAGACGAGAAAUCUCUUUCAAAGGCCAAGAAAAUCAAGUCAAUGAAGAUAACGAAAGAGCUGUCAAACGGCAAGUGCAAAAAGGAUAAAUCCUUUGGCUACAAAGGAAGGAAGGCCUGGGUGAAGAACAACUGCCGUGCAGUUUUCAAAGUUUGCUACAAGCCAAAAGGCGGCAAAGGCGACGAAGACGAUGAUGAGGAAGAGGGCGAUGAAGGCGAUAAAGGCAACUGCAGAACUUUAAAACUUGAAAGCAAAAACAAAGAGAAAGACCAGAAAUCUCUUUCAAAGGCCAAGAAAAUCAAGUCAAUGAAGAUAACGAAAGAACUGUCAGAGGGCAAGUGCAAAAAGAAUAAAUCUUUUGGCUAUAAAGGAAGGAAGGCCUGGGUGAAGAACGACUGCCGUGCAGUAUUCAAAGUUUGCUACAAGCCAAAAGGCGAUGAAGACGAUGAUGAGGAAGAAGGCGAUGAUGGCGAGAAAGGCAACUGCAGAACUUUAAAACUUGAAAGCAAAAACAAAGAAAAAGACCAGAAAUCUCUUUCCAAGGCCAAGAAAAUCAAGUCAAUGAAGAUAACGAAAGAACUGUCAGAGGGCAAGUGCAAGAAGAAUAAAUCCUUUGCCUAUAAAGGAAGAAAGGCCUGGGUGAAGAACGACUGCCGUGCAGUAUUCAAAGUUUGCUACAAGCCAAAAGGCGAUGAAGACGAUGAUGAGGAAGAAGAAGAAGGCGGUAAAGGCAACUGCAGAAAGUUAAAACUAGAAAGCAAACAGAAAAAGAAAGACGAGAAAUCUCUUUCAAAGGCCAAGAAAAUCAAGUCAAUGAAGAUAACGAAAGAGCUGUCAAACGGCAAGUGCAAAAAGGAUAAAUCCUUUGGCUACAAAGGAAGGAAGGCCUGGGUGAAGAACAACUGCCGUGCAGUUUUCAAAGUUUGCUACAAGCCAAAAGGCGGCAAAGGCGACGAAGACGAUGAUGAGGAAGAGGGCGAUGAAGGCGAUAAAGGCAACUGCAGAACUUUAAAACUUGAAAGCAAAAACAAAGAGAAAGACCAGAAAUCUCUUUCAAAGGCCAAGAAAAUCAAGUCAAUGAAGAUAACGAAAGAACUGUCAGAGGGCAAGUGCAAAAAGAAUAAAUCUUUUGGCUAUAAAGGAAGGAAGGCCUGGGUGAAGAACGACUGCCGUGCAGUAUUCAAAGUUUGCUACAAGCCAAAAGGCGAUGAAGACGAUGAUGAGGAAGAAGAAGAAGGCGGUAAAGGCAACUGCAGAAAGUUAAAACUAGAAAGCAAACAGAAAAAGAAAGACGAGAAAUCUCUUUCAAAGGCCAAGAAAAUCAAGUCAAUGAAGAUAACGAAAGAACUGUCAGAGGGCAAGUGCAAAAAGAAUAAAUCUUUUGGCUAUAAAGGAAGGAAGGCCUGGGUGAAGAACGACUGCCGUGCAGUAUUCAAAGUUUGCUACAAGCCAAAAGGCGAUGAAGACGAUGAUGAGGAAGAAGAAGAAGGCGGUAAAGGCAACUGCAGAAAGUUAAAACUAGAAAGCAAACAGAAAAAGAAAGACGAGAAAUCCCUUUCAAAGGCCAAGAAAAUCAAGUCAAUGAAGAUAACGAAAGAGCUGUCAAACGGCAAGUGCAAAAAGAAUAAAUCCUUUGGCUACAAAGGAAGGAAGGCCUGGGUGAAGAACAACUGCCGUGCAGUUUUCAAAGUUUGCUACAAGCCAAAAGGCGGCAAAGGCGACGAAGACGAUGAUGAGGAAGAGGGCGAUGAAGGCGAUAAAGGCAACUGCAGAACUUUAAAACUUGAAAGCAAAAACAAAGAGAAAGACCAGAAAUCUCUUUCAAAGGCCAAGAAAAUCAAGUCAAUGAAGAUAACGAAAGAACUGUCAGAGGGCAAGUGCAAAAAGAAUAAAUCUUUUGGCUAUAAAGGAAGGAAGGCCUGGGUGAAGAACGACUGCCGUGCAGUAUUCAAAGUUUGCUACAAGCCAAAAGGCGAUGAAGACGAUGAUGAGGAAGAAGAAGAAGGCGGUAAAGGCAACUGCAGAAAGUUAAAACUAGAAAGCAAACAGAAAAAGAAAGACGAGAAAUCUCUUUCAAAGGCCAAGAAAAUCAAGUCAAUGAAGAUAACGAAAGAGCUGUCAAACGGCAAGUGCAAAAAGAAUAAAUCCUUUGGCUACAAAGGAAGGAAGGCCUGGGUGAAGAACAACUGCCGUGCAGUUUUCAAAGUUUGCUACAAGCCAAAAGGCGGCAAAGGCGACGAAGACGAUGAUGAGGAAGAAGGCGAUGAAGGCGAUAAAGGCAACUGCAGAACUUUAAAACUUGAAAGCAAAAACAAAGAAAAAGACCAGAAAUCUCUUUCCAAGGCCAAGAAAAUCAAGUCAAUGAAGAUAACGAAAGAACUGUCUGAGGGCAAGUGCAAGAAGAAUAAAUCCUUUGGCUAUAAAGGAAGAAAGGCCUGGGUGAAGAACAACUGCCGUGCAGUAUUCAAAGUUUGCUACAAGCCAAAAGGCGAUGAAGACGAUGAUGAGGAAGAAGAAGGCGGUAAAGGCAACUGCAGAAAGUUAAAACUAGAAAGCAAACAGAAAAAGAAAGACGAGAAAUCUCUUUCAAAGGCCAAGAAAAUCAAGUCAAUGAAGAUAACGAAAGAGCUGUCAAACGGCAAGUGCAAAAAGAAUAAAUCCUUUGGCUACAAAGGAAGGAAGGCCUGGGUGAAGAACAACUGCCGUGCAGUUUUCAAAGUUUGCUACAAGCCAAAAGGCGGCAAAGGCGACGAAGACGAUGAUGAGGAAGAAGGCGAUGAAGGCGAUAAAGGCAACUGCAGAACUUUAAAACUUGAAAGCAAAAACAAAGAAAAAGACCAGAAAUCUCUUUCCAAGGCCAAGAAAAUCAAGUCAAUGAAGAUAACGAAAGAACUGUCUGAGGGCAAGUGCAAGAAGAAUAAAUCCUUUGGCUAUAAAGGAAGAAAGGCCUGGGUGAAGAACAACUGCCGUGCAGUAUUCAAAGUUUGCUACAAGCCAAAAGGCGAUGAAGACGAUGAUGAGGAAGAAGAAGAAGGCGGUAAAGGCAACUGCAGAAAGUUAAAACUAGAAAGCAAACAGAAAAAGAAAGACGAGAAAUCUCUUUCAAAGGCCAAGAAAAUCAAGUCAAUGAAGAUAACGAAAGAGCUGUCAAACGGCAAGUGCAAAAAGAAUAAGUCCUUUGGCUACAAAGGAAGGAAGGCCUGGGUGAAGAACAACUGCCGUGCAGUUUUCAAAGUUUGCUACAAGCCAAAAGGCGGCAAAGGCGACGAAGACGAUGAUGAGGAAGAAGGCGAUGAAGGCGAUAAAGGCAACUGCAGAACUUUAAAACUUGAAAGCAAAAACAAAGAAAAAGACCAGAAAUCUCUUUCCAAGGCCAAGAAAAUCAAGUCAAUGAAGAUAACGAAAGAACUGUCUGAGGGCAAGUGCAAGAAGAAUAAAUCCUUUGGCUAUAAAGGAAGAAAGGCCUGGGUGAAGAACAACUGCCGUGCAGUAUUCAAAGUUUGCUACAAGCCAAAAGGCGAUGAAGACGAUGAUGAGGAAGAAGAAGAAGGCGGUAAAGGCAACUGCAGAAAGUUAAAACUAGAAAGCAAACAGAAAAAGAAAGACGAGAAAUCUCUUUCAAAGGCCAAGAAAAUCAAGUCAAUGAAGAUAACGAAAGAGCUGUCAAACGGCAAGUGCAAAAAGAAUAAGUCCUUUGGCUACAAAGGAAGGAAGGCCUGGGUGAAGAACAACUGCCGUGCAGUUUUCAAAGUUUGCUACAAGCCAAAAGGCGGCAAAGGCGACGAAGACGAUGAUGAGGAAGAAGGCGAUGAAGGCGAUAAAGGCAACUGCAGAACUUUAAAACUUGAAAGCAAAAACAAAGAAAAAGACCAGAAAUCUCUUUCCAAGGCCAAGAAAAUCAAGUCAAUGAAGAUAACGAAAGAACUGUCUGAGGGCAAGUGCAAGAAGAAUAAAUCCUUUGGCUAUAAAGGAAGAAAGGCCUGGGUGAAGAACAACUGCCGUGCAGUAUUCAAAGUUUGCUACAAGCCAAAAGGCGAUGAAGACGAUGAUGAGGAAGAAGAAGAAGGCGGUAAAGGCAACUGCAGAAAGUUAAAACUAGAAAGCAAACAGAAAAAGAAAGACGAGAAAUCUCUUUCAAAGGCCAAGAAAAUCAAGUCAAUGAAGAUAACGAAAGAGCUGUCAAACGGCAAGUGCAAAAAGAAUAAGUCCUUUGGCUACAAAGGAAGGAAGGCCUGGGUGAAGAACAACUGCCGUGCAGUUUUCAAAGUUUGCUACAAGCCAAAAGGCGGCAAAGGCGACGAAGACGAUGAUGAGGAAGAAGGCGAUGAAGGCGAUAAAGGCAACUGCAGAACUUUAAAACUUGAAAGCAAAAACAAAGAAAAAGACCAGAAAUCUCUUUCCAAGGCCAAGAAAAUCAAGUCAAUGAAGAUAACGAAAGAACUGUCUGAGGGCAAGUGCAAGAAGAAUAAAUCCUUUGGCUAUAAAGGAAGAAAGGCCUGGGUGAAGAACAACUGCCGUGCAGUAUUCAAAGUUUGCUACAAGCCAAAAGGCGAUGAAGACGAUGAUGAGGAAGAAGAAGAAGGCGGUAAAGGCAACUGCAGAAAGUUAAAACUAGAAAGCAAACAGAAAAAGAAAGACGAGAAAUCUCUUUCAAAGGCCAAGAAAAUCAAGUCAAUGAAGAUAACGAAAGAGCUGUCAAACGGCAAGUGCAAAAAGAAUAAAUCCUUUGGCUACAAAGGAAGGAAGGCCUGGGUGAAGAACAACUGCCGUGCAGUUUUCAAAGUUUGCUACAAGCCAAAAGGCGGCAAAGGCGACGAAGACGAUGAUGAGGAAGAAGGCGAUGAAGGCGAGAAAGGCAACUGCAGAACUUUAAAACUUGAAAGCAAAAACAAAGAAAAAGACCAGAAAUCUCUUUCCAAGGCCAAGAAAAUCAAGUCAAUGAAGAUAACGAAAGAACUGUCUGAGGGCAAGUGCAAGAAGAAUAAAUCCUUUGGCUAUAAAGGAAGAAAGGCCUGGGUGAAGAACAACUGCCGUGCAGUAUUCAAAGUUUGCUACAAGCCAAAAGGCGAUGAAGACGAUGAUGAGGAAGAAGAAGAAGGCGGUAAAGGCAACUGCAGAAAGUUAAAACUAGAAAGCAAACAGAAAAAGAAAGACGAGAAAUCUCUUUCAAAGGCCAAGAAAAUCAAGUCAAUGAAGAUAACGAAAGAGCUGUCAAACGGCAAGUGCAAAAAGGAUAAAUCCUUUGGCUACAAAGGAAGGAAGGCCUGGGUGAAGAACAACUGCCGUGCAGUUUUCAAAGUUUGCUACAAGCCAAAAGGCGGCAAAGGCGACGAAGACGAUGAUGAGGAAGAAGGCGAUGAAGGCGAUAAAGGCAACUGCAGAACUUUAAAACUUGAAAGCAAAAACAAAGAAAAAGACCAGAAAUCUCUUUCCAAGGCCAAGAAAAUCAAGUCAAUGAAGAUAACGAAAGAACUGUCUGAGGGCAAGUGCAAGAAGAAUAAAUCCUUUGGCUAUAAAGGAAGAAAGGCCUGGGUGAAGAACAACUGCCGUGCAGUAUUCAAAGUUUGCUACAAGCCAAAAGGCGAUGAAGACGAUGAUGAGGAAGAAGAAGAAGGCGGUAAAGGCAACUGCAGAAAGUUAAAACUAGAAAGCAAACAGAAAAAGAAAGACGAGAAAUCUCUUUCAAAGGCCAAGAAAAUCAAGUCAAUGAAGAUAACGAAAGAGCUGUCAAACGGCAAGUGCAAAAAGGAUAAAUCCUUUGGCUACAAAGGAAGGAAGGCCUGGGUGAAGAACAACUGCCGUGCAGUUUUCAAAGUUUGCUACAAGCCAAAAGGCGGCAAAGGCGACGAAGACGAUGAUGAGGAAGAAGGCGAUGAAGGCGAUAAAGGCAACUGCAGAACUUUAAAACUUGAAAGCAAAAACAAAGAAAAAGACCAGAAAUCUCUUUCCAAGGCCAAGAAAAUCAAGUCAAUGAAGAUAACGAAAGAACUGUCUGAGGGCAAGUGCAAGAAGAAUAAAUCCUUUGGCUAUAAAGGAAGAAAGGCCUGGGUGAAGAACAACUGCCGUGCAGUAUUCAAAGUUUGCUACAAGCCAAAAGGCGAUGAAGACGAUGAUGAGGAAGAAGAAGAAGGCGGUAAAGGCAACUGCAGAAAGUUAAAACUAGAAAGCAAACAGAAAAAGAAAGACGAGAAAUCUCUUUCAAAGGCCAAGAAAAUCAAGUCAAUGAAGAUAACGAAAGAGCUGUCAAACGGCAAGUGCAAAAAGAAUAAAUCCUUUGGCUACAAAGGAAGGAAGGCCUGGGUGAAGAACAACUGCCGUGCAGUUUUCAAAGUUUGCUACAAGCCAAAAGGCGGCAAAGGCGACGAAGACGAUGAUGAGGAAGAAGGCGAUGAAGGCGAUAAAGGCAACUGCAGAACUUUAAAACUUGAAAGCAAAAACAAAGAAAAAGACCAGAAAUCUCUUUCCAAGGCCAAGAAAAUCAAGUCAAUGAAGAUAACGAAAGAACUGUCUGAGGGCAAGUGCAAGAAGAAUAAAUCCUUUGGCUAUAAAGGAAGAAAGGCCUGGGUGAAGAACAACUGCCGUGCAGUAUUCAAAGUUUGCUACAAGCCAAAAGGCGAUGAAGACGAUGAUGAGGAAGAAGAAGAAGGCGGUAAAGGCAACUGCAGAAAGUUAAAACUAGAAAGCAAACAGAAAAAGAAAGACGAGAAAUCUCUUUCAAAGGCCAAGAAAAUCAAGUCAAUGAAGAUAACGAAAGAGCUGUCAAACGGCAAGUGCAAAAAGAAUAAAUCCUUUGGCUACAAAGGAAGGAAGGCCUGGGUGAAGAACAACUGCCGUGCAGUUUUCAAAGUUUGCUACAAGCCAAAAGGCGGCAAAGGCGACGAAGACGAUGAUGAGGAAGAAGGCGAUGAAGGCGAUAAAGGCAACUGCAGAACUUUAAAACUUGAAAGCAAAAACAAAGAAAAAGACCAGAAAUCUCUUUCCAAGGCCAAGAAAAUCAAGUCAAUGAAGAUAACGAAAGAACUGUCUGAGGGCAAGUGCAAGAAGAAUAAAUCCUUUGGCUAUAAAGGAAGAAAGGCCUGGGUGAAGAACAACUGCCGUGCAGUAUUCAAAGUUUGCUACAAGCCAAAAGGCGAUGAAGACGAUGAUGAGGAAGAAGAAGAAGGCGGUAAAGGCAACUGCAGAAAGUUAAAACUAGAAAGCAAACAGAAAAAGAAAGACGAGAAAUCUCUUUCAAAGGCCAAGAAAAUCAAGUCAAUGAAGAUAACGAAAGAGCUGUCAAACGGCAAGUGCAAAAAGAAUAAAUCCUUUGGCUACAAAGGAAGGAAGGCCUGGGUGAAGAACAACUGCCGUGCAGUUUUCAAAGUUUGCUACAAGCCAAAAGGCGGCAAAGGCGACGAAGACGAUGAUGAGGAAGAAGACGAUGAAGGCGAUAAAGGCAACUGCAGAACUUUAAAACUUGAAAGCAAAAACAAAGAAAAAGACCAGAAAUCUCUUUCCAAGGCCAAGAAAAUCAAGUCAAUGAAGAUAACGAAAGAACUGUCUGAGGGCAAGUGCAAGAAGAAUAAAUCCUUUGGCUAUAAAGGAAGAAAGGCCUGGGUGAAGAACAACUGCCGUGCAGUAUUCAAAGUUUGCUACAAGCCAAAAGGCGAUGAAGACGAUGAUGAGGAAGAAGAAGAAGGCGGUAAAGGCAACUGCAGAAAGUUAAAACUAGAAAGCAAACAGAAAAAGAAAGACGAGAAAUCUCUUUCAAAGGCCAAGAAAAUCAAGUCAAUGAAGAUAACGAAAGAGCUGUCAAACGGCAAGUGCAAAAAGGAUAAAUCCUUUGGCUACAAAGGAAGGAAGGCCUGGGUGAAGAACAACUGCCGUGCAGUUUUCAAAGUUUGCUACAAGCCAAAAGGCGGCAAAGGCGACGAAGACGAUGAUGAGGAAGAAGAAGAAGGCGGUAAAGGCAACUGCAGAAAGUUAAAACUAGAAAGCAAACAGAAAAAGAAAGAUGAGAAAUCUCUUUCAAAGGCCAAGAAAAUCAAGUCAAUGAAGAUAACGAAAGAGCUGUCAAACGGCAAGUGCAAAAAGAAUAAAUCCUUUGGCUACAAAGGAAGGAAGGCCUGGGUGAAGAACAACUGCCGUGCAGUUUUCAAAGUUUGCUACAAGCCAAAAGGCGGCAAAGGCGACGAAGAUGAGGAGGACGAAGAAGGUGAUAAAGAGAAAUGCAGAUCUGUAACACUUGAAAGCAAAAACAAAAAGAAAGACCAGAAAACUCUUUCAAAGGCCAAGAAAAUCAAGUCUAUGAAAAUGAAAGAAGAAAAGUCAAAGGGCAAGUGCAAGAAGAACAAAUCCUUUGGCUUUAAAGGAAAGAAGGCCUGGGUGAAGAAUAACUGCCGUGCAGUAUUCAAAGUUUGCUACAAGCCAAAAGGCGAUAAAGACGACGACGACGACGACGACGAGGGCGGUAAAGAGAAAUGCAAAUCUAUAACACUUGAAAGCAAAAACAAAAAGAAAGAUCAGAAGACUCUUUCAAAGGCCAAGAAAAUCAAGUCUAUGAAGAUGAAAGAAGAAAAGUCAAAGGGCAAGUGCAAGAAGAACAAAUCCUUUGGCUUUAAAGGAAAGAAGGCCUGGGUGAAGAAUAACUGCCGUGCAGUAUUCAAAGUUUGCUACAAGCCAAAAGGCGAUAAAGACGACGACGACGACGACGAGGGCGGUAAAGAGAAAUGCAAAUCUAUAACACUUGAAAGCAAAAACAAAAAGAAAGAUCAGAAGACUCUUUCAAAGGCCAAGAAAAUCAAGUCUAUGAAGAUGAAAGAAGAAAAGUCAAAGGGCAAGUGCAAGAAGAACAAAUCCUUUGGCUUUAAAGGAAAGAAGGCCUGGGUGAAGAAUAACUGCCGUGCAGUAUUCAAAGUUUGCUACAAGCCAAAAGGCGAUAAAGACGACGACGACGACGACGACGAGGGCGGUAAAGAGAAAUGCAAAUCUAUAACACUUGAAAGCAAAAACAAAAAGAAAGAUCAGAAGACUCUUUCAAAGGCCAAGAAAAUCAAGUCUAUGAAGAUGAAAGAAGAAAAGUCAAAGGGCAAGUGCAAGAAGAACAAAUCCUUUGGCUUUAAAGGAAAGAAGGCCUGGGUGAAGAAUAACUGCCGUGCAGUAUUCAAAGUUUGCUACAAGCCAAAAGGCGAUAAAGACGACGACGACGACGACGAGGGCGGUAAAGAGAAAUGCAAAUCUAUAACACUUGAAAGCAAAAACAAAAAGAAAGAUCAGAAGACUCUUUCAAAGGCCAAGAAAAUCAAGUCUAUGAAGAUGAAAGAAGAAAAGUCAAAGGGCAAGUGCAAGAAGAACAAAUCCUUUGGCUUUAAAGGAAAGAAGGCCUGGGUGAAGAAUAACUGCCGUGCAGUAUUCAAAGUUUGCUACAAGCCAAAAGGCGAUAAAGACGACGACGACGACGACGACGAGGGCGGUAAAGAGAAAUGCAAAUCUAUAACACUUGAAAGCAAAAACAAAAAGAAAGAUCAGAAGACUCUUUCAAAGGCCAAGAAAAUCAAGUCUAUGAAGAUGAAAGAAGAAAAGUCAAAGGGCAAGUGCAAGAAGAACAAAUCCUUUGGCUUUAAAGGAAAGAAGGCCUGGGUGAAGAAUAACUGCCGUGCAGUAUUCAAAGUUUGCUACAAGCCAAAAGGCGAUAAAGACGACGACGACGACGACGACGAGGGCGGUAAAGAGAAAUGCAAAUCUAUAACACUUGAAAGCAAAAACAAAAAGAAAGAUCAGAAGACUCUUUCAAAGGCCAAGAAAAUCAAGUCUAUGAAGAUGAAAGAAGAAAAGUCAAAGGGCAAGUGCAAGAAGAACAAAUCCUUUGGCUUUAAAGGAAAGAAGGCCUGGGUGAAGAAUAACUGCCGUGCAGUAUUCAAAGUUUGCUACAAGCCAAAAGGCGAUAAAGACGACGACGACGACGACGACGAGGGCGGUAAAGAGAAAUGCAAAUCUAUAACACUUGAAAGCAAAAACAAAAAGAAAGAUCAGAAGACUCUUUCAAAGGCCAAGAAAAUCAAGUCUAUGAAGAUGAAAGAAGAAAAGUCAAAGGGCAAGUGCAAGAAGAACAAAUCCUUUGGCUUUAAAGGAAAGAAGGCCUGGGUGAAGAAUAACUGCCGUGCAGUAUUCAAAGUUUGCUACAAGCCAAAAGGCGAUAAAGACGACGACGACGACGACGACGAGGGCGGUAAAGAGAAAUGCAAAUCUAUAACACUUGAAAGCAAAAACAAAAAGAAAGAUCAGAAGACUCUUUCAAAGGCCAAGAAAAUCAAGUCUAUGAAGAUGAAAGAAGAAAAGUCAAAGGGCAAGUGCAAGAAGAACAAAUCCUUUGGCUUUAAAGGAAAGAAGGCCUGGGUGAAGAAUAACUGCCGUGCAGUAUUCAAAGUUUGCUACAAGCCAAAAGGCGAUAAAGACGACGACGACGACGACGACGAGGGCGGUAAAGAGAAAUGCAAAUCUAUAACACUUGAAAGCAAAAACAAAAAGAAAGAUCAGAAGACUCUUUCAAAGGCCAAGAAAAUCAAGUCUAUGAAGAUGAAAGAAGAAAAGUCAAAGGGCAAGUGCAAGAAGAACAAAUCCUUUGGCUUUAAAGGAAAGAAGGCCUGGGUGAAGAAUAACUGCCGUGCAGUAUUCAAAGUUUGCUACAAGCCAAAAGGCGAUAAAGACGACGACGACGACGACGACGAGGGCGGUAAAGAGAAAUGCAAAUCUAUAACACUUGAAAGCAAAAACAAAAAGAAAGAUCAGAAGACUCUUUCAAAGGCCAAGAAAAUCAAGUCUAUGAAGAUGAAAGAAGAAAAGUCAAAGGGCAAGUGCAAGAAGAACAAAUCCUUUGGCUUUAAAGGAAAGAAGGCCUGGGUGAAGAAUAACUGCCGUGCAGUAUUCAAAGUUUGCUACAAGCCAAAAGGCGAUAAAGACGACGACGACGACGACGACGAGGGCGGUAAAGAGAAAUGCAAAUCUAUAACACUUGAAAGCAAAAACAAAAAGAAAGAUCAGAAGACUCUUUCAAAGGCCAAGAAAAUCAAGUCUAUGAAGAUGAAAGAAGAAAAGUCAAAGGGCAAGUGCAAGAAGAACAAAUCCUUUGGCUUUAAAGGAAAGAAGGCCUGGGUGAAGAAUAACUGCCGUGCAGUAUUCAAAGUUUGCUACAAGCCAAAAGGCGAUAAAGACGACGACGACGACGACGACGAGGGCGGUAAAGAGAAAUGCAAAUCUAUAACACUUGAAAGCAAAAACAAAAAGAAAGAUCAGAAGACUCUUUCAAAGGCCAAGAAAAUCAAGUCUAUGAAGAUGAAAGAAGAAAAGUCAAAGGGCAAGUGCAAGAAGAACAAAUCCUUUGGCUUUAAAGGAAAGAAGGCCUGGGUGAAGAAUAACUGCCGUGCAGUAUUCAAAGUUUGCUACAAGCCAAAAGGCGAUAAAGACGACGACGACGACGACGACGAGGGCGGUAAAGAGAAAUGCAAAUCUAUAACACUUGAAAGCAAAAACAAAAAGAAAGAUCAGAAGACUCUUUCAAAGGCCAAGAAAAUCAAGUCUAUGAAGAUGAAAGAAGAAAAGUCAAAGGGCAAGUGCAAGAAGAACAAAUCCUUUGGCUUUAAAGGAAAGAAGGCCUGGGUGAAGAAUAACUGCCGUGCAGUAUUCAAAGUUUGCUACAAGCCAAAAGGCGAUAAAGACGACGACGACGACGACGACGAGGGCGGUAAAGAGAAAUGCAAAUCUAUAACACUUGAAAGCAAAAACAAAAAGAAAGAUCAGAAGACUCUUUCAAAGGCCAAGAAAAUCAAGUCUAUGAAGAUGAAAGAAGAAAAGUCAAAGGGCAAGUGCAAGAAGAACAAAUCCUUUGGCUUUAAAGGAAAGAAGGCCUGGGUGAAGAAUAACUGCCGUGCAGUAUUCAAAGUUUGCUACAAGCCAAAAGGCGAUAAAGACGACGACGACGACGACGACGACGAGGGCGGUAAAGAGAAAUGCAAAUCUAUAACACUUGAAAGCAAAAACAAAAAGAAAGAUCAGAAGACUCUUUCAAAGGCCAAGAAAAUCAAGUCUAUGAAGAUGAAAGAAGAAAAGUCAAAGGGCAAGUGCAAGAAGAACAAAUCCUUUGGCUUUAAAGGAAAGAAGGCCUGGGUGAAGAAUAACUGCCGUGCAGUAUUCAAAGUUUGCUACAAGCCAAAAGGCGAUAAAGACGACGACGACGACGACGACGACGAGGGCGGUAAAGAGAAAUGCAAAUCUAUAACACUUGAAAGCAAAAACAAAAAGAAAGAUCAGAAGACUCUUUCAAAGGCCAAGAAAAUCAAGUCUAUGAAGAUGAAAGAAGAAAAGUCAAAGGGCAAGUGCAAGAAGAACAAAUCCUUUGGCUUUAAAGGAAAGAAGGCCUGGGUGAAGAAUAACUGCCGUGCAGUAUUCAAAGUUUGCUACAAGCCAAAAGGCGAUAAAGACGACGACGACGACGACGACGAGGGCGGUAAAGAGAAAUGCAAAUCUAUAACACUUGAAAGCAAAAACAAAAAGAAAGAUCAGAAGACUCUUUCAAAGGCCAAGAAAAUCAAGUCUAUGAAGAUGAAAGAAGAAAAGUCAAAGGGCAAGUGCAAGAAGAACAAAUCCUUUGGCUUUAAAGGAAAGAAGGCCUGGGUGAAGAAUAACUGCCGUGCAGUAUUCAAAGUUUGCUACAAGCCAAAAGGCGAUAAAGACGACGACGAUGACAACGAGGGCGGUAAAGAGAAAUGCAAAUCUAUAACACUUGAAAGCAAAAACAAAAAGAAAGAUCAGAAGACUCUUUCAAAGGCCAAGAAAAUCAAGUCUAUGAAGAUGAAAGAAGAAAAGUCAAAGGGCAAGUGCAAGAAGAACAAAUCCUUUGGCUUUAAAGGAAAGAAGGCCUGGGUGAAGAAUAACUGCCGUGCAGUAUUCAAAGUUUGCUACAAGCCAAAAGGCGAUAAAGGUGAGGAUGAAGAUAAUUGCAAAACUGUAACACUCAAAAGCAAAAACAAAAAGAAAGACAAGAAAACUCUUUCAAAGACCAAGAAAAUCAAGUCUAUGAAGAUGAUCGAAAAAUUGUCUAAAGGCAAAUGCAAGAAAGGUGAAUCCUUUGGCUAUAAAGGAAGGAAGGCCUGGGUGAAGAACAACUGUCAUGCAGUAUUCAAAGUUUGUUUCGGGCCAAACGCCGAUGAAGAUGAGAGUAAAGGAAAAUGCAAAACUUUACAACUCCAAAGCAAAAACAAAAAGAAAGACCAGAAAACUCUUUCAGAGGCCAAGAAAAUUAAGUCUAUGAAGAUGAAGAAAGAAUUGUCAAAGGGCAAGUGCAAGAAGAAUAAAUCCUUUGGCUAUAAAGGAAGGAAGGCCUGGGUGAAGAACAACUGCAGAGCAGUAUUCAAAGUUUGCUACAAGCCAAAAGGCGAUAAAGGUUUGUUUUUACUUGAGUCUUAGCAAAAAACAAAAUAAGGCUCACCUAUCAGAGACAAUCCUUACAGUUUGUUCAUCUCGUUUGCACGGUCAUAACAUUGUGUCCCAGUUAUUCAAUGAUUUGCCUAUGUCUCCGUGUUGUGACGGCUGUAACCCAAAUCUAAACAUUUUUAGUGCGUAUUCUAAUCCCUAAACCUGUUUUCUUUUGCUUCCUGCAUUUAAUACUCCUAUUAUUUUCUGUUUAGAAAAAAAAUGUACAAAAAUAUAAUAUAAUGAUAUUCUGUGUAAUUCUAAAGGGCACUCACCCCGCCCCAACCGUUAUUUAAACACACCUUACAAUUGCUUUCUUUCUAGGCCUCUCUAUGGUUAAUGCCUUAUAUCAUAUUGGUGUCCGGGCCGUGAUGUAGCGAUAAGGCGUACCGCUGUCGCACGCAGGAGUCAUGACUUUGAUUCCCGACUGGGGCGAAUUUUUUAUCGAGUAUAUUCGGUCUUUCUGCUUUCUGUUGUAUCCCUCUCCAUCCCAGUUGGCCUUGGUAGGCAGGAUUGAAGCCCGCCUCCCAAAUAAUCUAAACAAAAUAUCGUGUCGAUCACCAACAUUUAAAAGUAUAAAAUGUUGCCAUGAAAGGUUCGGGUUUUGUCGAGUUAGUAAUUACUGUGGCAAUGAUUUUUGACCCGUGUCUGUGGAAUGUCAUUUAGGCGCUUUGCCGCUGUACGCUGGCGACCUGAGUUUGAUUACUAAAAGGGGAAGAAAAUUCUUAGUCAGGUCGUACUCCUGGGAUAUUGUAUACCCCUCAGCUAGGUUAAAAGCCAGCUUUCUAAACUGUUUUGAUGGCGGCGUAUAAAUACCUCCGUUUUAAAAAAGGUUAAAAAAUUAUUUUUGUCUCAUAUAAUUGGUGAUGUUUAUUUCUAUCUUUUAGAAACAUUUUUGUUUUCAAUGUCAACUCUUCUCAAGUAUAAGGUUGAAUAAUAUAUGAUAACUCCUAUCUUAUCUUUAGUAUUUUAAAGGGCUAGAAAUGUGAUUUACACUUUGACCGAAAAAGAAACACUUUGUUUUACUUCAAACUGUCGUUGCACAUAGAAAAUCUAUUGGCCAGAUUUUUAAUGGAUGUGUACGUUAUGUACUGAUGUAUCGAGGACUAAUAAUUUGUUAUACUUUUUUUUUCUCAGAAGAUAAUGAAGAUAAUUGCAAAACGUUGCAACUUGAAAGCAAAAACAAAAAGAAAAACCAGAAAACUCUUUCAAAGGCCAAGAAAAUCAUGUCAAUGAAGAUGAAGAAAGAACUGUCAAAGGGCAAAUGCAAGAAGAAUAAAUCCUUUGGCUAUAAAGGAAGGAAGGUCUGGGUGAAGAACAACUGCCGUGCAGUAUUCAAAGUUUGCUACAAGCCAAAACCCAAUGAAGGUUUGUUUUAACUUAAGUCUGUGUAGAAAGAAAUGUAGCCCUUGUAACGAUCCUUCUAACUAUUUUAGUUUAAUUGAAUGUUGUGAGUUAUUCAGUGACUUGCUUUCUUCCCCGCAUCGUGUUGGAAUCAAUCCAUAACUAAACCAUAUGAAUGCAUAUCCAAAGUUUCAAAUAAAAAAGACAAAUUCCUGAUUUAUUUCCCUUUUGCUCCCUGGAUUUCAAAUACCAACCUGAGAACAAUAAUAUUGUAAUAUCAGCUUUAUUGUACUUAAUUUUACCAUUUAUCCAAAAUGUGAUGAGUUCCUCAUUCCACUGUGUCGUAACACAUAUCGUCGUUCUUAAGUACUACCUCCUUCUGUUCUUCGAAUAAGUCUAGACUCAUUUUCUCUACCUAUAAUUUUCUUUCACGUUACUGUUGGCGAUAAAGGUUUAAUUUUUGCCUCCUUAGUUAUUGGUUAAAAUGGCUAUGAUUUUUGUCGUUUGUAAUUCCUGACAUUGCGUUAUGAUUUUUUGGAGCAUUUUUUUUCGUCGAUGCCAACACUUCUCAGGUAUUUUUCAAAAUGCGCUCUUCAGAACAUAAUUUGCAGUUCUUUGCAGAAUAAAAACCACCCAAAAAUUGAAGGAAAAAAAUGAAUAAACCAACAUCGUUCAAUGAAUGUUGUUUCGAACAACACUAAGGGGGUGUAAAUGACGUGUGAUGAUAAUCUUUUCUUGUCUUUAGGUCUGCUGAGGGCAAGAAACGUGGUUUAAAUCCUGACCAUAAAAGAGCAAGUUUUGUUUAACAUUUUAAUGUCGUAAUAAGUAUCAAAGCUGUUGGCCAGUCUUUUAAAAGGAAUAUACGUUAUGUGUUGAUGUAUCCAGCACUAUUCAUUUUUACAUACGCUUUUUUCUCAGAUGAGGAUGAAGAUAAGUGCCAAAAUUUACAACUUCGAAGCAAAAA